UCGCUCAUUCAUCAGUCUCUGUCUUCUCCGUGAGCUUUAGCGCUCAGCCGACCUCCCCCACAUGUCGACAGCCCAUGACCUAGGCUCAUCAUACGCGGGCAUCUCAACCGCCUCCAUACGGCCCACUGCAUCACCCGCUCCCUCAGACAGCAAGAGCGGGAAUGCUGAGGAACCCCGCGCGCAGUUGGCCAUCAUCUCAUAUCCCCCUGACGACGAGCUGUCCGACUACGAUGCCGAGCGCGGUACACUCCUCCCGCCUGCGGACUUGGACCGACCGCCGUGGGCAAACGCCCUCGACCGCGUCCAGCACAAGCUUAUGUCGCGCCCACGAGUUCGUCGUGUCGUUGAUGCCAUCAACUGGGUCUUGGGCCCGACCGAGCGAAGACCGCCCCCGCCUCCAACAGGGCUAGCUCUGACAUGUGCAUGUACGGGGGGGAGACGGCGGCUCGCCGCUCCGCUGGAUCCGAUUGCUGUACACGCGUCCAAACGCGGCAAGUUGCCACACUUCUACCUCCUCUACCUCGCGCUCUGGGCAGCAGGCUUCAUCCUGCUCAUACGCGCGGCAUACUACCAACCAGGUAGUCCGCCGUCCGUAAGCUGCACUGCCGGGCCGUGGGAUGACUGGCCGCCCGACACCUGCGGGCUAGACAUGACCGAGUGCGCAGCCAAGCUCGAGGAAGGCACAUACCGGUGUCCGGGAGGAUGUCAGCUGGUCAAGUUGGGGAACCCCAGAUGGGUAGGGGGUGAGAAGGUGAACAAGAGGCCAUUAAUUAUCGGAGAUGGUGUAUAUCGCGCCGACUCGUGGGUUUGCGCGGCCGGCCUACACUCGGGCAUCAUCAGCCACACCUACGGCGGGUGUCUGCGUGUCAAACCCAUUCCCUACCCAACAGGCAGCUCAAACUUCACGGGAUCCAGCGUAAACGGGCUCACCUCGGCAGCCUUUGGUCCCCAUUUCCCCGGCGCGUUCACGGUGGAAGCCACUGGCUCGUGGAGCGACUGCAUGGACUACCACUGGCCCAUCUCAGCAUACAACGUCGUCGCCCUGUUCGCGUUCACGGCGCUGUUUGCGCCCCGUCCCGGCGUCCUACUCACCACAAUCCUUGUGAUGGGAUACGCGCACGUCGUGCUCGUGUCCAAUCCGCCCACACGGCCGCCCCUCUGGAGUCGCGUAUUUCAGGGCGUGCCGGCCACCCUCCUGGCGGGCUUCUGGGCAUGGCACGUGUCCUUCCGCCGCUCCCUAACUGGCUUCUAUACGGCGCAGCUGCCCGUCGAGGUCGCGCUGUGGCAAGGCGCCGGGCUCUGGAUUGGGCUGGAGAGCAGCACGCUGUUCUCGCGCAUCCCCAUAUCUCGCCUCGGGUACGGGAGUCUGGGUGCCGACGGUGUGAUUGCCCUUGUUGCUAUUAUCCUAAUUGUGGGAGCCGUGGUGCUUAUUCAAGCCGCAUUGUUCCGUCGCCUCGGACUGGUGCGGUACUACCUCGCCCGCUACCUUCCGCUGGUGCCCAUCCUCGUCGUCCUCGCGAACCUGGGCCACAACUACUAUCUCCGCCUGCAUCACUAUCUCCUAGCGCUGGCGGGGUUGCCUGUCAUGUCGCUCCCCAACCGCAUAUCGUUGUUUGGAGCUGCUUUCUGCCUCGGCUUCUUCCUCGACGGCUCAGGACGCUGGGGGUGGGCCAGCAUCGUCGAGGGCGGCUGGAGCUUGCUUGGCGAUGCGGCGAGCGGUAGCGCCAUGCCCAACGUCACCAGCGUAGCUGGGCCGAGCGGAUAUAUAUCCUGGCCAGCGAUCAACGCCACUCUCGUGGCGCAGGGAAUACGCAGCGUCGCGAUCCUGUUUGACGACGUUCUCGUGCGGUCCAACUUUACCGGCACCAACUUCUCCAUUGCGGAUGGCACCAAAGACCGCUCUGUUGAUCACUACUUCCGCAUGGCGUAUAUCGCUAACGGCACAAGCCUCGACUACACCGAUCCACUGACAUGGCAUGCGUCUAAUGAGUCAUGGUCGCGUGUCCAGUUCAGCUGAGCAAAUUAGACACAUCGCUUGAUCUGUUGUAUGAUCCUCACAGACCACCUAGAAAUGUACACCUCAUGCAAUAUUACACAUGUACAGUACAACACCAUGCUACAGUCUAAGCG
Cutaneotrichosporon oleaginosum is the source of this 2130-nucleotide messenger RNA. RefSeq lists its product as uncharacterized. The record is from RefSeq and is a predicted model, not a curated record. Lineage: Eukaryota; Fungi; Basidiomycota; Tremellomycetes; Trichosporonales; Trichosporonaceae.